ACAAGCCCGAUAGAUGGCGCUUUGACAGAAGACAGUGACAGUGCCAAUUGCGUGUGUUAAGGAUAAUCUUUCUUCCUCUACCGUUUUCCCCACCACCGCCUCUGCUCUGUGCUCUAGGAAUACCACCCUCACUCCUGUUCCCUCUCUUACCACUUCUCCUGUUCUCCUCCCACCACCUAAACCUCUAUCAUCGAGGGUGAGUAUAGCUGUUUCUGGCGGCCAUAUUUGUGUGUCUGUUCCCCCUCUCGUCCUCCCUCUGUGUCUCCUUCCGCCAAAUCUGUUCCAGAACGUUCCCCCAUUUAUACCCGUUCUCUGGUGGCAAAGAACAAGUCCUCCACUGCUCCUAUUAAAAUUCCUAAUCAGACAUUCUAUAAUUCGGAGCGCCGUCGUCUGAAUGGGGAUUCUUCCUCUUCUCUUGUUCCUCCUCCGCCGGGGUCCGCCAUGUUGUCUACUAAUAAAGAUUACGAUAAUUUAAGUUUAAAAUACAUUAUUAGGUCAACGGCCAAUGUAGACCGUGCGACAGUGUGCUCGCCCGCGAAUAGGCCUCAACCGGCUACUGCCACAACAACUAGGUCAACGGCCAAGAUUAUUGGCCAGUUGAAGCGCACCAAUAACACUGCUCCUGGCAUGGACGGAAUUACCUAUAAGGACAUCAAGAAGUUUGACUGUAAGGGCAUCCUACUUCGAGCCUUCGAGACUCUUUUGGCACCACGGACAGGUCCCUUACUGCUUAAAAAGACCGCGUACCAUGAUGAUCCCCAAGAAGGAUCUGGACGCCUCGGUUCCGUCCAACUGUAG
This is a messenger RNA of Dimorphilus gyrociliatus, 798 nucleotides long. NCBI's taxonomy places the organism in Eukaryota, Metazoa, Annelida, Polychaeta, Dinophilidae. The record is from the annotation of a GenBank genome assembly.